Dovyalis caffra is the source of this 936-nucleotide messenger RNA. The record is from the annotation of a GenBank genome assembly. NCBI's taxonomy places the organism in Eukaryota, Viridiplantae, Streptophyta, Magnoliopsida, Malpighiales, Salicaceae.
AUGGACUUUCGGAGAGUAGACUCAUUGAGAAUAAGUGAGAUCAUUGAGAAGAAUGGAUCCCUUGUGAGAGAUGGACACUCGGAUGCUAAUGGAUCUUGGAUGAUUGGUAGCAUCUAUUUAUGGUCGUACGUGUACCAUAUUAUGCGUAUAUAUUCAAGUAAGGAUUCUGAUGAAGCCAAAUUGGAUGCCUUACCGGAGGGUACAGAGUCUGCUGGAGAAACAUCAGAAAAUCUUCCACAACGUCGUACAGGGCCCUUGCUUGCUUUAAAAGAGCCCUCAUUUGAAGAGGGUCACAUGGAGCACUUUGAGCUUGAUUGUGUGGUGUCACAGGAGAAGGUGAAGGAGCCAUUUCUGAAGAACAUUAAGCACGGCUUUCAAAAGGUUAUAAAGAAACUCAACUUGAGGAAAUUGUUUUCGCCUGUAAUUCAUGGAGCGAUUGUUGGAUUUUUUAUUGGUAUCAUCCCUCCGUUCCAUAAAGCACUAAUUGGUGAUAAUGCCCCUCUUCAUGUGGUUGAAGACUCUGCGUACUUGCUGGGGUCAGUGUCUUAUUUUGAUGAAAUGAAGAAUGCCAAAGAAUCGGCCAUUCCAAUUGUCACUUUGAUUUUAGGAGCAAAUCUUCUUAAGGGUUUGAAAGGGUCAACGGUACCACUCAUGGUAAUUGUCGGUAUAGUGGCAGUCCGAUAUAUUAUUUUGCCGAUUUUGGGAGCAAUUAUCAUUAAAUAUGCAGUCCGCUAUGGCUUGUUGCACUCUGAUCCACUGUAUCAGUUUGUUCUUAUGCUUCAAUUUGCACUUCCUCCAGCGAUCGGCAUAGGCACAAUGACCCAGUUGUUUGGAACUUGCCAAACCGAAUGCUCUGUGAUCAUGCUAUGCACCUAUGCCUUGGCCACAAUUUCGCUGACACUUUGGUCAACAUUCUUCAUCUGGUUAAUCAGAUAG